Messenger RNA from Naegleria fowleri, 1320 nucleotides. RefSeq lists its product as uncharacterized. The transcript has a single exon. Gene Ontology annotation, molecular function: high-affinity secondary active nitrite transmembrane transporter activity. The record is from RefSeq and is a predicted model, not a curated record. Gene Ontology annotation, cellular component: membrane. Lineage: Eukaryota; Heterolobosea; Eutetramitea; Acrasida; Naegleriidae. The coding region runs from base 1 to 1320 and encodes 439 amino acids. Gene Ontology annotation, biological process: nitrite transport; transmembrane transport.
AUGAUACAAUUCUUCUCGAAUAAAGAACGUCGUCUGGUUUCCUUAAAAGUACAAUUACAAGACCAUGUACAUUCACUUUACCCAGCCUUUAAAUUGCUGUUUGUAUUUUCCUUAAUUCUUGUUUCCUUCCUCGAUCAUGGAAAUUUCCAAAAAAGUUCAAAAAAUAGCAACAACUUGAUUCAAAGAUAUCAAGAAUUCGAACAACAUUUAUUACGAAGAUCCGAUGUGAAAAGAGAAAACAAAUUCCGCUCUCAACUCGAACUUGUCACAGCCAUCAAUGAUCAUUGCGAUGAUGUUUUACACACUUAUCCUUAUUACAGAAUUUUUAUUCUCUCUGUCAUUGGUGGAUUGUAUCUUUCGAUUGGUACCAUUUUGAGUGGUUUAUUGUGUAGUGAUUUAUCAAGUAAGGCCAUGCAGAAACUCAUGAUUGGAGUUUCAUUCAUUUGUUCUUUCACAAUGAUUGUGUUGAGUAAGGGCAUUUUGUUUACAGAGGUCAAUAUUUCAGUAUCAGUGUAUUUAUUUAAGCAGGAUUUGAUUGGAAUGUUGAGAAGAAGCUUUUGUCGAGUGGUGAAAAUUCUCUCUUGUUCUUUCUUUGGAGGAUGUUUCGGAAGAUUAAAUGACUCUUCCAAUUCACACCCUCAGCAUCAAGAUAUUGAAAGUCAUGGCGAAACGAAUUUGGAAACUCAACAGAAUCGUCACCAUCAAGGUGUCGAUUGGAAACAUUUGCCAAAUCCAAGAAAGAACAUUCAUUUCAUGACGAUUGUGAAUUCAAUCUUGUAUUGGAUGGUGUGCAUUGUUGGUUAUCUAUUAGGAACCAUGUUGAUGAGCUCUGUAUUGAAUGGAUGUCUCAUUUGGUAUCAGAACACGUCACUGAUUCAAUUUUUGAGCAACACCACUCUCUACAAAAUUGAAACAUUCCAAGACCGAGGUGUGAAUGGCUGGGUUUUGUGUUUUGUUUCAGGAAUGGUUGCAAAUUUCAUGAUUGGUGUGGCCUCCUUGUUGGGUUCGAGUGCCAUCACUUUAGUGGGAAAGAUUGCAGGUAUGGCGAUUCCAGUCAUUGCGUUUGCAGCGAUGGGUCCACAACAUGCUCCAGCAAAUUUUGGAUACUUUUCGCACAUUUUGGUUUGGAGAAGCGUUCGUGACCCAGAAUGCAACACUCGUGACACAAGAGAUGAAGUAUGUGAUGGAUUUAAGCUGGUCCGAUGCUUUUGCUUGGAAUAUUGUGCCAGCUGCUUUGGGAAAUGCCGUGGGAGGUUUUCUUCUUGCCUUUGUCAUUGUGUUCACAUUCAUCAAGUAAAAGUGAAAACUUAUUAUUGUUAA